UCGGCUUUUGUGUUGUGAAAAAGAAAAUGGCGACGGGUUAGAGAAAAGACAAAAAUAUGUCGAAUUUACUACUUCGUUUUUGCAAUUUCCCGUUAUACAUACUGAAAAGAACGAUUCCUUAAGGAUUUAUAAAUAAUGUGAAAUUUCAAGGAGCAUAUUUUGAUAAACCUAGUGGAAAAGCAGAGGAUUUAAAAAUGGAUUUAACCGAAAGAAGUAAACGAACAGUUUUGUCCUGUGUUGUUACUUUUGCAGUCGUGUGUUUAAAGUGUGUACAUGCAACGACCAGUUUUACCGAGCUCACAUUCCUAGAGGAGCCCAGCAACCUGGUGGUUUCCAGGGGCAACGCCGCCACGCUUCACUGCUCCGUCCAAUCAGAAGCAGGAAUGCCCAACGUCAUUUGGAUGAAGGACGGAAAACCCCUGGGUCUUGACGAUCAAAAUAUUCUUUGGCCAAACGGAUCUCUUCACAUCACCAAUGUCGAUGGUUCGAAUCGGGGCCUGUAUCAGUGCAUGGCCACUCUCCCCCAGACUGGGGCCAUCAUCAGCCGCUUCGCCAGCCUACACACAGCUUAUCUCUCUAGAAACUUCAUCCGCGAACCUCAGGACCUCACGAUUUACCUCCAAGAGGUAGCCAUGUUUGAAUGUGAAGGUGAUGGACUGCCCGCCCCCAAUGUCACAUGGUACAAAGACAACAGUCUGCUCCGAGACUUCAAGCCCAACAUCCUGGUGUAUCCAGAUGGAGUUCUGGAAAUUAACCCCGUGGAAUUCUCGGACUUCGGCACGUAUUACUGCCAGGUGGAAAACACGGAGAGAGCCAGGAGUAGCCGGUUAGCCAAGCUCGAGCAGAACGGAAAUACAGAUUCCUUUGAUGACGGCACCGCACCGUGGUUUGUGGCGACCCCCCGAGACACCAGUAUCCCAGAAGGCUCUUCCACCAUACUGUUCUGUGGGGCCAAUGGCUUCGACACCCUGAGGAAAAAGCCUGAAAUUACCUGGCUUAAAGAUGGAGAAACCAUCAUCUUCAAUAGCACCCAGGGUCGUCUCAAGUUGAAGGGGGCGGGCAGCUUGCAGAUAUUCAAUGUCCAGCCCUUUGAUGCUGGGACCUACUCCUGUCGUUCCAAUAACCUAGAGGACUCUAUAGACGCCGAGGCCACCCUCACUGUGUUAGUUCGGCCUCAUUUUGAGACCAAACCACAGAGCGUCAGGGCAUACGAGAAAACAGAGGCCAUCUUUAAUUGUAAACUCAAGGGUUCCCCAGCGCCAGAGGUCCGAUGGACGAAAGAUGGACUCCCGCUACAGGAGUCUAAUUACAUCAUCGAAAACGAAGACCACCUGAGGAUUAUGGGAUUGGUGACCUCUGACAGUGGAUAUUAUCAGUGUCACGGCAGCAACGAGCUAGGAAGCAUCCAGGCAAUAGCUCAGCUUGUUGUGCUACCUAACACACUGGCCACUCUCACAGACAGGUAUUCCUAUGGAGGACAGAGGAGCCCGCCCUCAAAGCCCACUGGUCUAGCGGCUGCCAUUGUGUCCAAGCGGUUCAUCACACUCCGAUGGGACAAAGAUGAUGAUGGGGGGACCACGGGGUACACUGUAUUCUGGAGGGAGCAGGGCUCUCUCAGAGAACGUAUGCUGAAUACCACACAGCCUGAGGCUACACUUCAGAGGCUUAAUCCAGACUCCAGAUAUCAGAUCCAGGUACGGGCCUUCAACAGUGUCCAGUACAGCUGGAGCUAUGCAAGCAUCGAAGUUGACACCGAAAAAGAUGUGGCGGUGCCAAGUCCACCGGUCAACAUUCGAGUGACGCCACAGUCCCCAGAGUCCAUCCUGGUAACUUGGGACCCACCUCUACAGCCCAAGGGACAGAUUCUGAAGUAUCUCCUCAGCUAUGAGGACUCUCAUGGAUCACCCAAACAGAUUGAGGUGUUGGACACCAGAAAACUUCUGACAGGUUUGAUGGCAUUCCGAACCUACACACUCCGUGUUGUGGCUGUGAAUGAAAAUGGGGAAGGGAUGAGCACAAGGGAAAUGACCACAAAGACGUACUCAGACAAACCGUCAGAACCACCACAAAACGCCACGCUUGAAACCGCAAGUUCUACGUCACUCAUUGUGCGAUGGGAACCUCCCCCUCGGGAGCACCAGAACGGGAAAAUCACAGGCUACAAGAUCCGCUACAAGAUGAAAGGCGCCUCCAGAAACGGAGCCACCGUUACCACGGAUGGGAACCGCCGUCUGUACGCCCUCACUAACCUGGAGAAGAUGACAGAGUACCAGGUGCGGAUCUCAGCUCUGACCGUCAACGGGAGUGGACCACUGACUCCCAAACUGAAGGCCACCACCUAUGAAGAUGAUUUGGAUGAGUCUAGGGUACCUGAUGCCCCUCGCACAGUGACUGUGACCCCUCAUGCGACCUCCAUUCGAGUUUCGUGGACCACCCCUCCCCCGGAGAAGAAGAUCGUGGUGCGGGGCUACGUCCUGGGGUGGGGGAAAGGUGUUCCGGACUCGGAGAAGAAAGUCCUUGGGCCUGAUACCCAAAUAUACACAAUAGAGAACCUCAUUCCUUCCUCCGAGUACGUGAUUACAGUUCGCGCCAUGAACAACAAAGGGGAGGGAUUGACCCGCUACACCACAGCAAUCACCACCAAGGAGUCCGUGGAGGAGAGGCUCAUUCCACUUUUUCCCCCGGUGGGUCUGAAGACGAUGGUUUUGUCCUCGUCCACCAUUGUUCUGACCUGGACCGACACCUCGAUUGGCCCCAGUCAGAAACUGCUGGACAAUCGUUAUUAUACUGUCAGAUAUCGUCUGGCAACGGAGACGGAAAAUGACAAUAACAGGUACUGGUACCUGAACUCGACAGACCUAAACGCUCACAUUGACCACCUACGUCCCAACACUAAGUACGAGUUUGACGUCAAGAUCACGAAGGGGCGGAGCGUAAGUCCAUGGAGCAUGAAGGAGUCCAACAAAACCAUGGAAGAUGUUCCUGCUACAGCCCCGGUAGAUCUGACCCCUGUCCCCAAGAAGAACGACCCCCGGGCAGUCAUCAUGAACUGGCAGCCCCCCGCUAAACCCAACGGACAAAUCACAGGGUACCUAGUUUUCUACACGACGGACCCAAAGCAGGACCUGCGUGAGUGGGUGGUAGAUGGGGUCCUCGAGGGGGAUGAGCUGUCAGCGACCAUCAAACGCCUCACCCCCUCAACCACAUACUACUUCAAGGUCCAGGCACGCAACAGCAAGGGUUACGGUCCGCUGUCUGAGACCGUCAUCUAUAAAACACCUCAAGCGGACGGAAGUGGUGGUGGCCAGAUUGAUCCGGAGUAUCCACGGAUCAGUCCCGGUGGGAAAGGGACAAUGCCCGAUUUGUCCGAGGACCCGAAAAAAACCAGCGUGGGAGGUAACGGAAAUAGUCGAGACAGUGAGGGGAGAAGGGGCAGUAACUCAGAGAGCGGUCUGCCCACCGGCAUCAUGAACAUUAUCAUCGCCUCUGUGGUGGGGGCGGCAUUCUGUGUCAUCAUCAUCGUCAUCGCUGUCAUUUACUGUAAGAGAAGAGACAACGAACAAAGGCUCAAACGCCAAGCUCAACAAAACCAGCAGUCUCCUGUGAAAGGCAAAGGUCAGGGUCGUGACCUAAAGCCCCCUGACCUCUGGAUCCAUGACAACAUGGAGAUGAAGAACAUUGACAAAGGUCAGAGGAGUGAGAGUACGCUGACCAUGAGCACCACGCGGCGAAGCUCCAACGACUACCGCUCAAUGGACGACCUGCCACCCUACCACGAGGACAGAAAUGAAAUGUACUACCAUCCACCCUCUGAUCACGAUGAAAGAGAGAGGUUCCUGCCCCCAAGACAACCCGGUCCUGGGAUAAUUCGCCCCAAGGCAACAAAACCCUUAAUGAUUCCAGUGGAUGCUCAACCUCCACCUAGGGAACCCAUUGCAAUGGUGACAGCUUUACCUAAUGGAGCGCUCAACCCGAACCUGGAUCGGGGAGAGCCGGGGGUAAUGUCUCGGCCAGGAUUCCCCCGGACUCAGUACAACAUGCAGUACACAAGUGGGGGACCAAGAGUCAACGCCGGGGAUCUUCCCCAGCCACCACCAAUUCAAGCCUACCCGAUAGAUUAUGCAUACAAGCGUCCCAUUUAUGAUGAAGAUGACACAUCCAGCCUGCAUAGUUGUCAUGACGACCGUUCCUUUUCCAGUAGAUCCAUUGGUUAUGGCCAGAAGCCCCCUGACUGUCAUUCCCUAGGUCAAGGCCAACCAAUGGCCGUCAUUGCGCCAGGACAGCACGAGUUCGACGGCCACCGCAGUCUGCCCAGAGGAAACCGACCAAUGAGAAGCUUCACAUCCCCAAACCCCCAUAACCAAUCAAAUCUCUUCUCAGGGGUUCAUCACCAUAGCACCCCAAAACAUCAGAUAGUCAAGCCCCAGCAGUCUCCCUAUAAGAAGGCCGGGCCUCCUCUCACCUCUGCUCCAAUCAAACCCCGUGCCAUACCUGUUAUAAAGCCCAAAGCUCCAGACGUCGUGCUGAAGGCCGGAGUAGAUCCAGACAUACAGAAGUCAGAAAGUACUGAGGAACUUUCAGCAGAAAUGGCUAAUUUGGAUUGUCUGAUGAAAGAUCUGAAUGCCAUAACGCAGCAAAACUUUGAGGUUUAGAAGUGAAGCAUAGAUUGAAACGAAGACAUUUUUUUUUUCAUGGAGUUGUCUCCCUUGAAUAUAUUUCACUGUGCCAUGUGUUUCUAUUUCCUCACAAAGUAAGUGGGAGAUUGACCAUGAAAGUUAUGUGUGGAAUUACAAAUAACUUCUGAAGAAGAAUGUAUUAUUCAAAUACUGACCUCUGUUGGGAUCAAACCAGAAGAGGACGAAUUCAUGAUCACUCUCAGAAACAACAGAAGUCAAGGGAAAACCUUAGAUAAACUAUAGUAUCAUUUCUGUUCUGUGUGGAAGGCAUGAUCCUGAUUUUGUUUUCACAUGUUUUUUCUGUACAUUGUAUAGUGUGACUAUACUUGAUAAGUGAAAGGUAGUUUAUAGACUUAAGGAAAAACCAGUGUUUUCAAGGAGAAGAGGUGAUGAAACAUAUCGUAGGUCAUUGAGGGACUCUCAAAUCAUUAUUUAAGGGAGAUUUGUUUCUAGGUUGUGUCAAUAUUAAAAUGCUUUAAAAACGAUCAAAGAAAUGAUAUCACGUAUAUCUUUAUGUAUUGGGGGAAUAACUUGAUGUCUACAGCCUCGGUGUGAGUUUGCAGCCUCAUUCUGAGUUUGUAGCCUCGUUUUGAAUAUGUGACCUCAUUCUGAUAAAGAAUAUGCUCAGCUUUCAAAGAGAGAUAGGGUUGUCUUACGUGUUGGACCUGCCUUCAUUAUACAUUAUAUGAUACACAUAUUGUCUUGUUGUAUGUUUAGUAAAACAGUAUCAAACGAAUCACCACAUCAACAACAUUUUCAUAGAACAUGUACAAGCCAAAACUUUAUCAUUGAAUACUCCUGAUAUUAUAAGCCAAUUUCAUCAAAUCAGCUCAAAUGUAUUACAAAUGAUUACUUUUGUCACUGAGUGAUAUAUGCUAAUCUCAUACAGAAAACAUCUAUUUGCAUCUGUUUAUUUGAAGAAAACCCCCCAGAUAUUCCCUUCUUCAGUGACAUUGUUGGAAACCAACGUUUUUGCGACAACUUUGAAUUUUUGCUCUUUUUAGCCCCUGACUAGUGAUAAGGUUGUUUGCAGUGAGUUUUUGCAACAUUUUAUUUCUUUUUGAAUAAAAUCUAAAACAAAUUAAGGCAUUAUUAGCCUGAAUGAUGACAAAUGUCCUCUUUGUCUCCGAAAAAUCUGUGAAAUCUACUUUAAGUGAAUUAUAGUUGGUUAACAGUGUAUGUAAAUUGUAAAGGAUAUAAUAUUAGCGCUAUUUUCUAACGCCUAUCAUAACACAAAUCAUUGGAAUGUUUAUAGAAUCAAAUACAUUGGGUGCAAAGACCCACCAGAUUAUAUAACCGUUUGUGGUGCUAUUUUAUUUUAAUCAUUAGAGUUCUGCAUGCAUAGUUUACAAAGCCAUGUAAUUGUUUUCAUCAUGAUUAUUGUCAGUUUGGAAUCUGUGUUAAAAUUUUUAUAUUUUUGAUUUUACAAGAUAAGGUUGUAGGCAAUGUUUUUCAUUUUUUCAAACUUAUUCAGGUCUUGCUACAUUUUGUGUCAUUUUUAAUAUGAAUUCACUUCACUGUAUUUAACUUCAACAUACAUCUUUAUACAAAGUCUACUAUCUUCAACUUUUACUUUCCUUCUUAUCCUUUUGUAUCAGACCAGUGGUACGAGUUUUGAGUAAAAUCUUCAAUGAAUUCUGACCUAUUCUUUGGAAUUUUUACUCCUGACUUUGAACAAAACGUACGAACCAUAUCUAUUGAUAUUUAGGGGCUUGACCACUACAGAAAUUUUAGUUUGAGUUUUGUACUUUUUAAGUACCGUCUUGGAAAUUUGGCUUUACACGUGUUUCUUAUUUGUAUUUCACGGGUCACCUUUGAAUAUUUGACCUGACCUUGACCUAGACUUAUUUGAUUCUGACCCUAACCUGCUGAAUUUGCCCUUUUAAUUUAUUUUUAGCAUAUUCAUUAUUUACUUGUGAUGUGUUUAUAAUAUACCUGUCCAUUUCAUGGUUAAUACGUGAACUGUAAUAUUUUUAUGCAAUUUAUUUAAAAACGAAAACCUAAUGUUUAUUAUUUUUAAAAAAAGGAUGGGCAUAUUUACCACUGAAAACUUUUAUAGCUCGGACUUGAAACUUAAUGUGAAGUUUGAUAUUGAACUGAUUUUAAAUGCCAUUAGGAUAUCGCUAAACGUCUUUAUAUUAUUGGUUGUUUUUUUUUUACUUGUUUUUUUUUUAUAAAGCAAUGAUACUCUGUGUAUCCUUUUGGUGUUUUCUUGACAUACUGCUUAUCUUGGAUGGUUGUGUACUUAGUCUAUAUAUACAGUCGUCUGGUUUUACACGUAGGUCCGUAUUUUAUUAUAUUUAGUAUUCACGUGAUGCAUGAUGUCACUGGCAUCGCUUUUGGUUGUGUUUGAUUUAUCGUAGACUUUUUUUUUUGACCCUGAACAAAACAUCUUUCAUAAUAAAAUUUAUGUAAUAAAACA
Messenger RNA from Magallana angulata, 7098 nucleotides. Its product is annotated as neogenin-like. The transcript has 28 exons. Gene Ontology annotation, molecular function: protein binding. The coding region runs from base 195 to 4652 and encodes 1485 amino acids. The record is from RefSeq and is a predicted model, not a curated record. Gene Ontology annotation, cellular component: membrane. Lineage: Eukaryota; Metazoa; Mollusca; Bivalvia; Ostreida; Ostreidae. Gene Ontology annotation, biological process: cell-cell adhesion.